Molecule: messenger RNA, 1554 nt
Organism: Mollisia scopiformis
Lineage: Eukaryota; Fungi; Ascomycota; Leotiomycetes; Helotiales; Mollisiaceae
Exons: 5
Coding region: 1-1554 (517 amino acids)
Source: RefSeq, a predicted model, not a curated record
AUGUGGUCGCAUAUCAAGGCGCAAAAGCGACAAGGUAAAGCCAGACCUAUGGAUCGAUGGGAACUCAAAUACGGCCUUGGGAAGGCGCUUGAGAGUAUCCCAGACUCAAGCUCAUUCGCGAUCUUCAAGUCACUACAAGAUGCGCCCAAUCCCGGCUUGGUAAUUGAAAGACUCGGAUCUAUUGGAUUGCCACUUUCAGUUCGCGAUGAGGAGGCAAUCAUUUAUCUUGCCUCCGGCACAAAUGUGUUUGAGAAUCCAGCUUCUGCCUAUCAAUUGCAGAAUCCAGCCUGGACAGAAUUGCUCAACACCAUUCUGCCUGAAAUCAAGACUGGGUUGCGCCUGGAUCCACAGUGCAUUAUCGAAGCUGAGCUUUCCAAGCUUACUCUCUACCUGGAAGGAAGUGCUUCGGAGCCAAAUAAAGCGCUCAAGGGACCCAACGUGUUUGGAACACUCCGCAUUGCACUUCCUACGCAUCACGAAGGUGGAGAGAUCCAAGUCACACAUGGCAGUCAAAUCAAAAACUUCAAGGUUUCGGAAGAUUCAGCAUUUGGCUGUUCGCACAUGACUUGGUAUUCCACCGCCAUCGAACAAAUGAAGCCGCUGACUGCCGGACGACGACUAGUCCUUACAAAUAUGCCGCAAAGUCUGGCACACGUACUGAUGCAUGAUUAUGGCGAUGGGGCCAUAAGCAGCAACGUUCUAGAACGCGAAGAUGUCGACAUAGUGACGUACCUCAGAGACGCAUGCGCGAGGACUGGAACACGUCUAUACUUGGGGCAAGUCGAGCACAAUGUUGUCGGCCACAGCGUACCAUCAGAUCACGAAGAAGAGUACAAUUCGGAGAGCGAAGAGAUGGUCUCUGAAGAAUAUCAUAUCAUAGAGGAUAAGAUUGAAUCGGAUUCGACUAUCAAGGCAGUUUUCGACACUUCCGGUGCGACAAUCGCCCAUGACGUGGGCUACGAUGAGGAGGACUUCAUUCUGAGUGAUCCUUUAGGCGAUUACGAGCCAGAUGAAGAAGUCGAUUACGGAGAAGAUUGUAUCGUCAAGCACACUUACCGACGGCUUAUUCUCAUUCUAUUGCCCAACGAUCAACGUACGGCGUUCUUCUUCCAGAACGACAAAACAUUGACGGCUGGUGAUCAGCUUAAUUGGUUCAGCAUUCUCACGAAGGAGCACAAGACGGGCAAACCUGCAAUCGCUCUACAAGAUCUAGAGGCUCUCUGUACUCAAGCAUUAGCGAUGGAGACUUUGCUCAUCUCGAGAUCUCAAGCAUCCUCAUUUGGGUCGACCAUGCUCAGAAUGAUUAUCACAAAUUCAUCAAGUGGCUGUGACGUAACGACGCGAGGAGCGGCCCCUCAAUUGAUGCUUUUCAACGGUCUCUCUUCUCCAUAUCACUUGUCUCGUUCUUUAUUGCUUCGAUGCUUGCGAAAACUCUCAGUCAUCCGGAAGACGUUGUAUCUCCAGACCACGAAUCUCCUGCUCGGCGAAUCUGUCGACAGGACCAAUUACCUUAAAAUGUCGGGUACUUCACAUUGGUUCGACGAGGGAUGGUGA